AUGAUGGACAGAGGACGGAUUCCGGCAACAGCAUAUGAUAGUUUAUGGGGUGCUUCGGCUCGUGAGAACUCCAUUGUAUCUCAGGUACCAUUGCAGUAUCGAAUUAGAAGUGCUUUAACUCAGGAACAACAGACUGCUUACCAAGUAAUGUUCAGAAUACAAGAAAUUAGUACGAAGCUGAGGACUAGUGAUUUAACUCCCCCAAAGAGUAGAAUCAGGUCUGUAUCUCCACCUCCAGUUUAUGAUUCGCAAGGUAAAAGAACGAACACUAGCGAACACCGCUAUAGAAAGAAACUGGAAGAAGAAAGGCAUAGGCUGGUUGAAAUUGCUCUAAAAAUGAUACCUCAUUUUGUAGCACCUGAUGAUUAUAGACGUCCGAGCAAAUUCCAAGACAAAUACUAUAUACCAAUAAAUGAUUAUCCAGAAAUAAAUUUCGUUGGUUUGUUAUUGGGGCCUCGUGGUAAUACGUUGAAGCAGUUGCAACAGCAGUCUGGUUGCAAGAUUGCUAUUCGAGGCCGCGGAUCCGUGAAGGAAGGAAAGACUGCCAUUGAUUUACCGAAAGGUGCAAUGAAUAUGAAUGAACCUUUGCAUUGUAUUAUAACAGCGGAUACGGAAGAGAAAAUUCCGUUGGGAAUCAAUGCUGUUGAAGGCAUUAUUAUAAAAGCAAUUACAUCUCCUGAAGGACAAAAUGACUUGAAGAGAGGACAGCUAAGAGAAUUGGCUGUUUUAAAUGGUACUUUAAGAGAAGAUAACCGUCCAUGUCCUUCAUGUGGUCAACAAGGUCAUAGAAAGUGGGAGUGUCCCACUUACCCGUCAUUAUCAUCUACUGUAAUUUGUCAAAAUUGUAACCAACCAGGACAUACAGCUAGAGAUUGUACAACAGAGGUGAAUGAAUUUGGUAAAAGAUCAAACGAGGUGCCUGAGCCAACUCAUACUAAGAGGCCUCAUCAUGAAGUAUCCCAUCCCAGCGCACCUUCUCAGGCGGCAAAGCUUUUACCUUCUCCUUCAAUUCCCAGUACAUUAGCAGCUCCUGGCACUUCUUCUGCCCUUGCUCCCGGUACAUAUUCGACAGUUAGCAAUAUGUCUAUUCCACCAGGUACAGUGUUCCCACCUGCAGCACCAUCUAUAAGUUUACCACCGCCACCACCGCCACCACCGCCACCACCACCGGCGCCACCGGCGCCGCCUGCCCCACAAGCACCCCUGACAUCCUCGGUACCACCUGAAAUCAAGGAUGCACCUCAGCUUUAA
This is a messenger RNA of Eremothecium cymbalariae DBVPG#7215, 1251 nucleotides long. It is a transcript of the gene MSL5, whose product is annotated as mRNA splicing protein MSL5. The record is from RefSeq and is a predicted model, not a curated record. Gene Ontology annotation, cellular component: nucleus. Gene Ontology annotation, biological process: regulation of mRNA splicing, via spliceosome. Bases 1 to 1251 code for a protein of 416 amino acids. The transcript has a single exon. Gene Ontology annotation, molecular function: zinc ion binding; mRNA binding. NCBI's taxonomy places the organism in Eukaryota, Fungi, Ascomycota, Saccharomycetes, Saccharomycetales, Saccharomycetaceae.